GAGGAGUGACGCGGUGAGGAUUUCGAGAAUUUGCAGGGGAGGCAGGCACUCAGCUCAAGACUUUCCAGGUACUCCACUCGUACUGUGUCACUUUCACGGGGCUUUUCCGUCUUUCAGUUUCCUUCCUUGCUCAUGCUCGAUGGGGAUCCCGCGCUUCUCGUCCGAGCUCAAGAGAGGGAUCAUGAGGGGCAGCUCAGAAGUCGCUUACUUGGGAUCGAUUCUUGGCCUGCUGGCAUUCCUGCAAGCGAUUCUUCCUCGAGAGAUUUGGUACGUGCUACAGGAGUGGGUCAGAAAGCUACUGCUUUGGGUGUCUUUCUACAUCAGAGUGGAUGUCUACGAGCUGGACGACAACCACAGCAAUGAGAUUUAUGAUGCGGUGAAGCUGCAUAUCGCGAGCAUCACCGCCGAUCAGCACGCUUCCGCGCGAAGGCUCACCAUCAGCAAAGCGAAGGGCGCGGUGAAGCCGAGCUUUCGCCCGGCUACCAACGAGCAGAUCGUCGAUACAUUCCAGGGAGUCCAGUUCUGGUGGGUGCAUCGCGUCAAGCCUCUCCAGCCGAAAGGAAGUUCUCCAGCUUAUUGGGGCCAGAGUAGGUCUGACGAGAAGCGGUACUUCACUCUCACGCUCCACCGACGCUAUCGACAAAGUUUGCUACCGGCCUACUUGGAUCACAUUGCCGAGAAUGCUAAAGAGCUGGAUCGCCAGAACAGGGCCAGGAAGCUCUACACGAACGCUCAAAGUGAUGGAAGGAGGCCCUGGGAGUAUGUCCCUUUCAAGCAUCCCGCGACUUUCAAGAGCAUGGCUAUUGACGACGGUCUCAAGCGGAAGAUCAUGGAUGAUCUCAAUGCCUUCAAAGUUGGACAGAGCUUCUACGACAGAGUGGGGAGGGCGUGGAAGCGGGGUUACUUGCUAUAUGGCCCGCCUGGGACCGGGAAGUCCUCGCUCAUCGCUGCUAUAGCAAACUUCACCGACUACGAUGUCUACGAUUUGGAGCUGACGGAAGUGAAGAGUAAUGCCGAGCUGAGAAGGCUGCUUAUGAACGUCAAGAAUAAGUCGGUGAUCGUGAUCGAGGAUAUAGACUGCUCGCUGGAGCUACAGAACCGUGGACUGCUACCGAAAGAUGUGGAGAGCCCCGCAGAAGAAGAACUCGCCGCAAGUGCCGAUCAGAGAAAGAAGAAGGAGAAGGCCGACAGGGAGAGAAGCAGGGUCACUCUUUCUGGAGUUCUCAACUUCACCGACGGGCUUUGGUCGUCAAUCGGAGACGAGAGGAUUCUCAUCUUUACGACAAAUCACAUCGACCAACUCGACCCCGCGCUGCUUCGAUCUGGCCGCAUGGACUUUCACAUUCUGAUGACGUACUGCUCCUUCCAAGCUUUCAAAGUCCUGGCGUCAACGUACCUCCUGCUCGACGAUCACGAGCUGUUCGUGGAGAUUGAAGAGCUCCUGGGAGCAGUACAGAUUACUCCUGCUGACGUAGCCGAAGUUUUCAUCCAGUACAAGAACAAACCGGAUGCUGCGCUCGAGAAGCUAAUCAAGGAACUUCAAGCUAGAACUUCCGGAGGAGGAGACUGACAUUCGUAUGAGAAAGAUUGCAUGGUACGUCCAUCUAAGUUUAAUCAGAUAGAUUUUACGUUUCUACUAAA
Selaginella moellendorffii is the source of this 1641-nucleotide messenger RNA. RefSeq names its product AAA-ATPase At3g28510-like. Gene Ontology annotation, molecular function: ATP hydrolysis activity; ATP binding. NCBI's taxonomy places the organism in Eukaryota, Viridiplantae, Streptophyta, Lycopodiopsida, Selaginellales, Selaginellaceae. The coding region runs from base 140 to 1570 and encodes 476 amino acids. The transcript is spliced from 2 exons. The record is from RefSeq and is a predicted model, not a curated record.